ACAACUCGCAGCAUGCGUCACCACAAAAGGAUGCUAAUUAACGUUUCAAGAUUCAUCUUAGGUAGCUAGUGAAAAGUAAAUCUGUUGGCUACUGUUUUGUGUUUUCUCAUACAUUUUAAGAUGGUUUGCGAAAAGUGCGAGAAGAAACUGGGGCGGGUCAUCGCUCCUGAUCCCUGGAAGGAUGGUGCUAGAAAUACAACUGAAAGUGGCGGACGAAAACUUAAUGAAAAUAAAAUGUUGACAUCCAAGAAGGCCAGGUUUGAUCCUUAUGGCAAGAGUGGAUUUGCGACAUGCAGAAUAUGCAAAAGUUCUGUACAUCAGUCUGGUUCACACUACUGCCAAGGGUGUGCUUACAAAAAAGGAAUUUGUGCCAUGUGUGGGAAAAAGGUUAUUGACACAAAGAACUACAAACAGACAUCAGUUUGAUUUGUUCAUUUUUUGGUUUCUGGCAAUGUCUUGGCUGUAGUUGAAAGAGAGAGGUGUUAAUUGUGUUGUUAAUUGAGUUGUUUGUUUGUUUGUUUGUUUGUUUGUUUGUUUGUUUUAAUAUAAACCUCCACCACAUGUUCAAUAUGACAAUUUAAGUUCAUAAAUGUAUUGUGACCAUGAUGUGCUGGUUUAUAACUAUAUUUAUAAGACAUGGAUAUCAGUUUUAUCCUCUCUCGCCUAACUAGAGCAAUAUAUUGGCUUGAACUGUUUUGAAGAAGUAGAUGCCUUCUAAGUUAAAUUUGCUGGAUAACAUUUAUUUAUCACUUUAAGAAAGAUCAUCCACCAAUGUGUGAUCUUGACUGAAAUACAGUCAUUUCACUUCAUGGCAUUUUAAUGCCUAUUUCCAGCUCGGCCACUGCACCUUAUAAACAGAAAGUCUAGACUUAGUCAUUUAAAUGUCAUCCCCUCCUUGCAGUCUUUUCUGUAUUUGGUAAAUCAUUAUUUCUUAUUCACAACUUCAAUGUAAGGCAGCAACACGUUUAAUGUACAGUGAUGUAAAUAGCCUGUUUACAGUUCCGAUCACCCCUACAUUGUUCAUAGCAUUGGCAACAGCAUUUUAUUGACGGAUAUUUGAUUUGGUGUUUGCUUUUUAAAUGACACUGUGGAGUUGUAUAGUCCUUGUGUUGUUUUAGACAUCCCUUGGACUCCCUUGUAUAAUAAUAUUUGAAGACUAUUGUGGAUGCUUUUACAGCAUGUUUAAUUAAUUGCCGUAGGUGUGAUGUAGCACAGUGUAAGCAAUAUUUAGACACUGUACACAUCAUUCCCCUAAUAUUUCUUAAAAAUGUUAGGGACAUCUGUUUGGAAACUGUUUUUGUCUCUGUAAAUAUUUAUUUUCUUGCUAAAUAAAAUGAGAAAACAUCUUUCA
Misgurnus anguillicaudatus (oriental weatherfish) is the source of this 1351-nucleotide messenger RNA. RefSeq names its product cysteine-rich PDZ-binding protein (gene cript). Gene Ontology annotation, cellular component: dendrite. The record is from RefSeq and is a predicted model, not a curated record. NCBI's taxonomy places the organism in Eukaryota, Metazoa, Chordata, Actinopteri, Cypriniformes, Cobitidae. Gene Ontology annotation, molecular function: PDZ domain binding; microtubule binding. Gene Ontology annotation, biological process: cytoplasmic microtubule organization.